AGAAGAGCAAGGGUUUCAAUAAGUAUGACUUGGGAAACAAAUGCACUCCAUCCCUUCCCUCAAUAAGUAUGAAUGGUGUAAAUGGCAAAUAUCAUCAAUCCCUUGACGGACUCGCUGAAAACCCAUUGCGCCGUACUUGGCGCGGUAAUGAGCAAGGAACUAUAGAAUUGAGUUCUGUUCCCAAGUUCGAUGAUCCAUACCAGGAGCGUCAAUGGAUCAAGGAGCACAUGGCAGCUGCGUUUCGUUACUGGGGAAAAUGCGGUUACGGUGAAGGUGUAUCCGGUCAUAUCACCGUCAGAGAUCCAGUCCUUCCUGAUCAUUAUUGGAUGAACCCAUUCGCAGAGCAUUUCUCAACGAUGACUAAAUCCAUGCUUGUCUUGGUCGGUCCAGACGGCUAUGUAUCCCCUCAUGGUGCCCAGUUACCUAUAAACUCCUCUGGCUUCUAUAUCCACUCUGCUAUUCACAAAGCACGCCCUGAUGUUAAGGCCGCUGCUCAUUGCCAUUCCAUUCAUGGAAAAACCUGGUCAGCUUUUGGGCGCCCAAUCGAUAUCCUUACCCAGGACUCGUGUUUAUUCUAUGAUAAUCUUGGGGUUUAUCAAAAUUUUGGUGGUGUAGUUCUGGCGGAUCAGGAAGGUAAGAACAUAGCAGAUGCUCUCGGACCCAAGUGGAAGGCGUGUAUUUUGCAAAAUCACGGAUUAUUGACGCUUGGUAACACCGUAGAUGAAGCAGUGUUUCUGUUCGGUGCUCUAGAUAGGCUAUGCCAAGUCCAACUUCUGGCGGAGUCUGCGGAAGCCAAUGGAAUCCGCAAGUCGGUUAUCUCUCAAGAGGACGCAGAAUUCACAGCCAAAACCAUACAGUGGUGGGAGAACGUCUAUGUCAACUUCCAGCCAGAAUAUAAGCUGUUGUUACAGGAGACCAACGGAGCAUUCUUGAAGUGACCCAGUUCAAAUUUUGGGAUACUGCUUACUUCGUUGCGUCGGACGCUGGAAACAGCCAUUUCCUUGUUAUUCGACUGCGCGUGUAUACGUAUGAAUGCGUUAUAAUAAUAGUACAAAUG
Molecule: messenger RNA, 1057 nt
Organism: Lentinula edodes (shiitake mushroom)
Lineage: Eukaryota; Fungi; Basidiomycota; Agaricomycetes; Agaricales; Omphalotaceae
Product: class II aldolase/adducin N-terminal
Exons: 9
Coding region: 69-938 (289 amino acids)
Cellular component (GO): cytoskeleton
Molecular function (GO): actin filament binding
Source: RefSeq, a predicted model, not a curated record